Molecule: messenger RNA, 669 nt
Organism: Brachypodium distachyon (stiff brome)
Lineage: Eukaryota; Viridiplantae; Streptophyta; Magnoliopsida; Poales; Poaceae
Product: aquaporin NIP3-2-like
Biological process (GO): transmembrane transport
Cellular component (GO): membrane
Molecular function (GO): channel activity
Source: RefSeq, a predicted model, not a curated record
AUGGCAGCUGUGCCGGUGCCACUGAUCAAGAAGGCGAUAGCAGAGUUCCUCGGGACGUUCAUCCUGAUGUUCACCCAAGUGUCCGCCAUCAUCAUGGACGAGCAGCACGACGGCGUGGAGCCUCAUGGCCUCAUGGGGAUCGCCGUGUCCGUCGGCCUAGCCGUCACGGUGCUCGUGUUCUCCACCAUCCACAUAUCCGGGUGCCAUCUGAACCCUGCAGUCAGUAUUGCCAUGGCCGUGUUUAGCCACCUCCCUCCGGCUCACCUCGUCCCUUAUAUCGCCGCGCAGGUGCUAGGCUCCACCGCUGCCUCGUUCGUGGGCAACGCGAUCUACCACCCUGUGAACCCCGGGAUCGCAACCGUCCCGAGAGUCGGCACGGCGGAGGCGUUCGCCAUCAAGUUCAUAACCACGUUUGUUCUUCUGUUCGUCAUCACUGCAGUUGCCACGGACCCUCAUGCCGUGAAAGAGUUGAUCGCAGUGGCUGUUGGUGCGACAGUAGUGAUGAAUAUUCUCAUUGCUGGACCGUCAACAGGAGCAUCCAUGAAUCCAGCGCGUACUAUUGGGCCGGCAAUUGUCACAGGGAGAUACACUAAGAUUUGGAUUUAUCUCAUGGCUACACCACUGGGUGCUAUUGCUGGAGCUGGAGCAUAUGUUGCAAUUAAGUUUUAG